UCUUAAAGGUACCUUAAAAACCAAACUGCUUCUGCAGGAGUGCCAUUUUACUUGGUCUCUAAGAGAAGAAGAAGACUUUGUUCUCUAUGAUUUACUGAAUCGUCUUGAGGAACAGAUUCAGUUGGAAUCUGACGAGGCAAGAAUAACACGAGCUUACAGCAGCAUUGGAUUUGUUCUGUAUCUCUAUGGCUACCAGCAGGAAGCACUCGUAAGUCUGCAGAAAUCAGUGCAGCUUGCAAAAGAACACUACAAAGACAGUGAUGAAGUUCUUAUUGUUACCUAUGGAGACCUUGCCUGGUUGCAUUAUCAUAUGAAUGAAUUCUCUAUAUGUGAAGAUUACUUGAGAGAGUUAGAGAAGAUCCGCAGAAAAUGUUCUGAAGGAUUCACUUAUACUGUUGAGGUGCUCAGAGAAAAGGGUUGGACUUUUCUUAAAUUCUCUUACAAAUACUACAAUGCUGCAAAGGAAUGCUUUAGACAGGCCCUUGAAAUGAACCCAGAUGACAGUGAUUUAAAUGCAGGCUAUGCUAUUGCAAUGUACCGCACAACAAAAGACACCUCUGACUCUUCAAACUCGCAAACAAUAAAACAGCUUGAAAUAGCUGUAGAGCUUAAUCCAGAUGAUGCUGUUCUGUUAGUGUUUCUAGCCUUGAGAAUGCAGCAUUACAAAGAUGAUAGGAAGAAACCCGAAACUGCACUGAAGAAGGUGAUUAUGGCACUGAUGAUGUCCCCUGAAAACCCACACGUCAUAAGAUACGCAGCAAAAUUUUGCCGCCAAUUAGGAAACAUGGACGCUGCCAUUACUCUACUGGAAGGAGCCCUGCAGUCUACCCCAAACUCAGCCUUUAUACACCAUCAACUGGCUCUGUGUUACAAAAGCACAAAAAUAUUCCUGGAAAAAAAAUAUAGGACACAAGGUAAAGCAGGGUUUGAUUUUGAAGAAUCUAAUGAAAAACAGCAAUACCUGGAUCAGUGCAUCGAGCAUCUGGAAAAGGCAGUUUCCCUAAAGCCUUCUUUCGUUAUUGCCGCGGCAGAUUUAGCACUGCACUACGGACAACGUGGUAGUUUUGAGGAAGCUGAGAUAUUUUUUGAGAAAGCAUUUAAAAUGGCGAAUAAUGAAAAGCAGUACUUGCCGAACGUUCAUUGUUUAUAUGGCAAAUACCAGCUCUAUACCAGAAGAUCUGAAGAACUGGCCAUCCAUCAUUUCAUGCAAGGCCUGAGGCU
Molecule: messenger RNA, 1221 nt
Organism: Sinocyclocheilus anshuiensis
Lineage: Eukaryota; Metazoa; Chordata; Actinopteri; Cypriniformes; Cyprinidae
Product: interferon-induced protein with tetratricopeptide repeats 5-like
Exons: 1
Biological process (GO): defense response to virus
Cellular component (GO): cytosol
Molecular function (GO): protein binding
Source: RefSeq, a predicted model, not a curated record